This is a messenger RNA of Camelus dromedarius (Arabian camel), 11213 nucleotides long. It is a transcript of the gene ZNF619, whose product is annotated as zinc finger protein 619. The record is from RefSeq and is a predicted model, not a curated record. Gene Ontology annotation, biological process: regulation of transcription by RNA polymerase II. Gene Ontology annotation, molecular function: DNA-binding transcription factor activity; RNA polymerase II cis-regulatory region sequence-specific DNA binding. Lineage: Eukaryota; Metazoa; Chordata; Mammalia; Artiodactyla; Camelidae.
CACCACUUGCGUUUUGUCCUGAAGCCUGAGGCCUGUUACCCUCCUUUCUCUCCACAAGUUUGUUUUGAUCCACAAGUUUGUUUUGAGUCUUUGCCGUUAGAAGCGGUCAGUGCAAACUACUUAGUGGUGCAUUCAUAGUGGGCCAGGGAUUUUCUUAAAAGCCACGAAUACACUGCAAUCCUUGACUCUUGCUUCAGACAUUCUAGGCAUUUCCAUACUCACCAGGCAAAUUUGUAGGGUAUAAAAAGGGAGCAAUUGCAGCGCCCCGUGAAUCACUAGUGAGGGUGCAGUGAGGACAUCCAGAGUGUCCCUAGAUUACGUUUCCAACGUUAGUGACAAGGAGCCUGAGGGAGGAAGAAGUGGCAAAUGUGGGAACCAAGACAGGGUCCAUCUCAUUGUGAUUCUUUCUCCUCUUAGCUCUGCAGGUUCUUGCUUUUCCAGACAGGGCAGUGUAUGAAGCCAGGGGUCAUCGGCCAUGCUCCAGACAGCGUGGUCCCAGGAGCCAGUGACCUUUGAGGAUGUGGCCGUGUACUUCACCCAGGACCAAUGGGUCAGCUUGGCCCCUGCACAGCAGGCCCUGUACAGGGAGGUGAUGCUGGAGAAUUAUGCAAACGUGGUUUCCCUGGCAGCAUUUCCAUUCCCCAAACCAGAUCUGGUAUUCCAGCUGGAGCGAGGGGGAGCACCAUGGGGCCUGGAUGCCUGGACGGCCAUCAGGGCAGAGGCCCUGAGAGGUGUCAGCGCAGGUGGUGGAGCUCAGACUGAGAAUGAAGAGCAGACUCCAGAGCUAAACAUUUCUAAAGGACCAGAGCCACACAGACUGAUGGCAGAGGUGCUGCGGAUGGAGGUCUCCCAGUCCCCUCACUUGGAGAACAGCUUAGAGAGGCUGCAACAAGAUGAAAUGGGAAAGAAACCCAACUCAGAGAAAGGAGCUUUCACAGUCUUGCCAGUCCAGGAUCUUAAAUCCCCCACUGUUGAAAGGGAGGAGCUAGCCAGACAGUUGGAGGGAAGCUGUGGUGUCUACAUACAUCUCAUUACAAAGCAGGGCCUCCUGGGAGAACAAGUGUUUUAUAAGUGUGGUGAGCCUGGCAGACAUUUCAACCAACAUUCAAACCUACCCCAGCAUCAGAGCAAUAACAUGGCUGAGAAGCCCUACAAGUGCAAAGAAUGUGGGAAAGCCUUCAGGUACAACUCAAAACUGUCCCGGCACCAGAAAACCCACACUGGGGAGAAACCGUACUUGUGCCAGGAAUGUGGACAAGCCUUCAGUCAAAAUUCCCACCUCCUUCAGCAUCAGAAACUCCACGUGGGAGAGAAGCCCUAUGAAUGUAAGGAGUGUGGGAAAACCUUCAGCUACAACUCAAAACUUAUUCGGCAUCAGCGAAUCCACACUGGGGAGAAACCCUUCAGAUGUAAGGAAUGUGGGAAGGCCUUCCGGUGUAGCUAUGACUGCAUCAUCCACGAGCGAAUUCACACCGGGGAGAAGCCCUACAGAUGUAAGGAGUGUGGGAAAAGUUUCAGCUCGAAUUCAGUCCUGAUCCAGCAUCAGAGAAUCCACACUGGGGAGAAACCUUACGAAUGUAAGGAGUGUGGCAAGGCCUUCCGCCGGAGUUCGGUGUUUCUCCAGCACCAGAGGUUCCACACGGGGGAAAGACUCUAUAAAUGUAACGAAUGUUGGAAAACUUUUAGUUGUGGCUCACGCUUCAUAGUACAUCAGAGAAUCCACACUGGGGAGAAGCCUUAUGAAUGCCAGGAGUGUGGGAAGGCCUUCAAUCAGAAAAUCACCCUGGUUCAGCACCAGCGAGUUCACACCGGGGAGAAACCUUAUGCGUGUAAGGUGUGCGGGAAAUCCUUCAAGUGGAGUGCAAGUUUCAUUCAGCAUCAGAAACUGCACACUAGGAAGAAGCCCGCCCAAGUUACAGGGCCGUCCACGGUGAAGCCCCAUGGCCCCACUUCAGUCCUCUCCCCUCUGCCUCCCCACCACGCAGCCCCGGCCCCAGCCCUGCCAGGGUCUCCCCCCUGCUCUCCCCCUCGUGCAGUGCUCCCCGCUCCCUCCAUGCCUCUCUUCGUGCUGCUCCCCUCCUCUGGAAUGGCCAGUUCUUCACCUGUCCAAAUAGUGCACUUUCAGGAUCUGGCUUCUCCUGAGAAGUCAUCCCCUCACAGCCUUCAUCUCAUUCCCCAUGAGCUCCCUCGUGUCCUCCUCCAUUGCAUCUACAGUAGCAGUUUCCUGUGAGCUCCUAGUCGCAUCUUUAUUGGUACUCCUCUGGUCUCCUGUUAAGUCAGUCAUUACUGUUUUCCCAGCUCCAUUUAAGUUCUCACGCUUGAGGACCGUGUUUGACUACUCUCUUCUGUUCUCUGGGUAGGAAAUGGUAGUAUUUGUUCUUUUUAGUGUCCAGUGUUGGCCUGCCAUCAGUCCGCUCCUGCCUUCUGGGGCUACUAGGGUUAGAAGAGUUGGCAUAACAUUUUUGAUUCUAGGGGGAUGGAAUUACAAUGAGACGGGCCAUCCUAAUUCAAGAAGUACAGAAAAUGCAAAGUCCGUGGGAGGAAGUGAUCAGAAAAAGUAUCCGAUGAUUACUUCUAGGAUUUAAGGAGGACCAUUUUCUGGGGCAGGUAGCAAGGUUCAUUAUGGAGAAUCUGAGCCUUGGAUUUUUUUUUAACACCUUCAUAAUGACUAUUAUGAGGAUCUUGUGUAACUAAACUAUAGAACAAGGAAAUCAGUGAAAAGAAUAUGAAUGAAAGGCAGUGCGGUUUUUCUGUUUGGGUUUCUUUGCUAUUCCCAUCCAUAUGUUUUUAGUCUCCACUCAAAUAUGUAGGUAUAAAAAGUGACUUGGGCUUGUGCAGUUGAGGGCAGGUACCAGGGUGUAGUAAUCUCUAAAUUAUACAUGGAAUAACCUUGUUGGCAUGACACUGAGGGACACCAGAGGAAGGGAGAAGAGAAACCCAACAAUGACUUGCUUCUGCCUUGGAAGACAGUCUCUUCCUCAUCAGUUACCGUAUGUGUGCUCAACACGUCCUCACACCUACUCCAUGUACCCUGAGACUGAUUUGUAAGUGGUGGUACUUUUAAAUUAAUUUCCUAAUGAGCUACUUUGGUAACACCAGAGAGAAAAGUUUAAAGGAUGCUAAUCUUAACCAGAUGUAAUGAUCUCACUGGUUUGGCCAUGCUUUCCAUCUGGUGGUUAGAGGCCUUGACCUUUUUCACAGUCACAGCUUCAGGAUAUUGUAGCCACAUGGAAAGUUACUUUAAAUCAUGUGGGAGUAAAUACUCAGAAAGUGAUACGCAUAUUAUAAUUAUAACACCAUGAAAUUAUAUCUGCAAGGGAGGGCCUAGAAAGACAUUCUGGUGUGUGUGUGUGUGUGUGUUUGUUUUUUUUUUUUAAGACAUUCUGUUUUUGGUUCUGAUUUCAGUCAGGUUUAUUGAGAUAUACUUUAUAGACAGUAAAAUCCACCCUUUUAAAGUAUACAGUUUGGUGAGUUUUGACAAAUGAAUACAGUUGUAUAACCAAGAUACAGAAAAUUUCUCUUACCCCCCAAAGUUCCCUCAGUACAGGCAGAAAUUUAAAUGGUUAGUAGGAUGUUAAGGAUUUUAAUUUUUAUUCCUUCAUAAGGUUUGUGCAAUACAUAGAAUUCAGGGGAAUAAAAGGCAAAAACCAAACUUAUCUAUCCAGCUGUGGUCAGAGCUUUCAGAUAUGCCGAGAUCCCUCAUCCAGAAUGAUGGUUAAGAAAAGCAGUCAAAAUGUAGGAAAAUGACAAUAACUGGUUUCUUUGACAUAUUUCUGACACGCACACAUACAUAUAUACAUGUAUAUGUAUAUGUGUGUGUCAGAAAUAUCUAUAUAUAAUGUAUAUUUAUGCAGUGUGUGUAUAUAUAUGUAUGUGUGUGUGUGUGUGUGUGUAUGUAUAUAGAUAUAAAUUUUGUUCUAUUUAUUUCCCAGAAACAGCAUUAAACAGAAAGGGCUUCAGGGUGCCUCGGAGGAUUACAGCAAGGAAGGCUGAAGGGUGAGAAAUCCUAAAUUAGCUAGACAGAAAAGAGCAAUUUCUAAAUAUAAUUUGGAAGGUAGCAAAUUAUAUGACAAGAAAGCAAGGAGUGUAGGAAAAAGUAAACGGAUCUGCUCUGGGCUGAAAAUGGCUUUUGAGUUCUCACAGCCAAGAGAUUUAUAGGUUUCUGACUUAAAUGAUUUGUAUUUACUCAUUUCUACCUUUAUCCAUUCAUUUCAAUUGGCAUUUAGGGUUUUCCCUCAUUGUUAAUGGAAUGUUAUUACACAGCCUCCACGGCACCCACGAGGUGCUGAAGGACCAAUAACAAACUGGGGAUGAGGAUUGGAGGGGGGCGCUGGUUAUAUUGUUAUUUCACUUUCAGAGAAAACCGAAACUCUUAAAAGAACACAGUGUUGAAAUUUAAGUUAUGUAUAAGUUUAUUUUUACACUUCUGUCCUUUCUGUGAGCUAUAGUAUGGCCCUUUUCAAAAAAACACCUGAAUAUCCAUCAAGUGCCAGACACCUGGCAGUGUUAGUCCCUGCAUUAGGCUGCUCUAUGUCUCCUGGCAACUAAGAUUUCUUUCUUCCUUAAUGCCUGGAAGUUUUGAGCAAUUUAUCUUUAACAGUCUUCCUCCGGAGGUGUUGAUCAUCCUCAAGUAGUGCUUCUUGGCUCACAAUGACCUCAGUCUGUGCAUUCAGAUCUCCCUUUGUUGAUGGUUUGUGACUGGCCAGUAUUGGGGUAGAGUUGCUGGUGAGGUGAUGUGAAAUGGGAAGUUGGUCCUCUGAUUUCCUCUGUGCUCUGUGUGCAGGGUAAACAGUUACUUCUGGCCAUAGAUUGAGUGAAGGUGAAUCUCCGUGGUUCUUGGGCCUUUUUCUUAGGGGUGUAUGUGUGUAGUUGACUCAGCAGUGGCAAGUCUGGCUCCCUGGUUAUAGCUUUCCAUCUAAUUCAUUUUUGGUUAUAGUUGUGUUUCUCCUCUUUUCACAGCCACUCCAACACGGAAGCUCUAACAUGAGUUGUUGAUUAAAAAACGAAAUACAAAAAAACAAUGUGGCUGCAUGAUUUCUCCCUUAAUCUAGCUACCACUGCCAUGUUUCCCCAAGGAAUAGGCCUCCAGCAGGGUAUUUCCUGCAUCUCCCUUAACUGCCCCUGCCCCAGCCCUCAUCCCACCCGGCUGAGACUUCUAAGUAGCACCUUCAGAGAGGUCUCAUUUUGUACAUUCCCUGUACCCUACACCGUAAUAGAGAUUAGGUAAGCUGUGGGACAGAUGUCUGCCUGCUCCUACAGGUCAGUUUAAAUUGUAAUGUGCUCCGCUGACAGUCCUCAGCAUUUACAGUGUGAAAUCGAGGAGAUUCUCUAGUUUCUAGCCUUUGCCUGGAAAAGUUAGCACACAGUAUGUGAAAUCUUGCCUUGUUAAGACCUUAGGGGUUAAAGGGAACAGUGGUUGAGCCGACUUCAGACUGUUAGGUUAAUCUUUACCAGUCUAGCUCCUGGACUGGCUCCCAGGGAUAGGGGAGGGAUUAAAGAGACAUAAACGUUUGUUUCUAUAUCUGAUGCCACGUCCUGGAGGCCACGAAGCCCCACUUUUCCGUCAUAGUUGCACACGGUCCUGCUGUGGCCACAUCUGCAGCCAAACGCUGGGCAUCUGCAACGCUCUUUUCAUAGAGAUGCCGGACCACGCGGGCCUCGCGCGUGAGCACCCUGGACACGCACCACCGAGAGGGAAACCUCUGGGCUUCCCAGAGGGGCCGGCGGGCUCCGCCCUGCUUCCGGCUCGCCGCUGGUUGGCGGAACUCGCGCUCUGGCGGGAGAGAAGACCUGUGAGCCGGGGCCUGUCAGGCGAGGCGUCUCAGCUCUAACGUGGUCUGGGCUAGCUUGAGAGCCUUGACCUGGAAGAGUCUGGCCGAGGGGGCCCGUAACUUGGGCCCCCAUACCUGCCAGCAGUGGUGGGUUCAUCCAUCUUCCUCAGUUUUCUGCACCCCUUUCUGUGCCCACCCUCCUAGUGGGCAGAUGGAGAUGCUGGCAUCAACUGCUUACCGGUACUCCGAGCGGGCCUGCGCCUGGCGUCGCCCAGCGGGGCUCUUGAGCUUCGCUUUUACCGGCUUUGACUCAUGGCCGGGCCUCCACCUGCUUUUUGUACUGUGAGCCUUCUCGGGCCAGGCGCCCCCUCCCGGCUUUCUCUUCAGAGGAGCCCUCUCGGACGUCGCGUCAAAGUCGCACAGGUUGUAACCAAUACUGUUGCAAGGGGGAAAGUGUCCAGGGGGAACUGAGCUCAGCUUCGGCUUGUACAGAGGUGGCCCGGCCUUUGAAAGGGAGAAUGAGGGAGUAGGGAGGGGGCGAGUGGAGGCUCCGUAGAGCAGGUGAUCAAGUGAAACUCGCCUGGGUGUGCUAAAGGCGCUUUUGGGAGUUAGGCUCCCUCCCGCGGAGACUGGGAGACGGAGGGAGACCCUGUCUGCAGGAGAUGGCUGGAACACACAGUACACUGUUUUUUGUUUUUUGUUUUUGUUUUUGUUUUUUUUAAAUUUGGGUGGAGGAGGUAGUUAGGUUUAUUUAUUUAUUUAUUUUUACAGGAGGUACUGGGGAUUGAACCCAGAACCUCAUGCAUGCUAAGCAUACGCUCCACCACUUGAGCUAUACCCUCCCCCCAUAGUACACUCUUUUGACAGCCUUGAGUUUUCUCAGGCAGACAUUCUCAGAGGGGGUGGGGUUGUCCUAGGGAUGUGGCCUUGAACUGUUGGAGAUGAUGUUAAUGUUUUCUUCAAGUGUUUAUAAGCCAAGGUUAAGACCUAGCCGAGAAAGGGCUCAGAGGAGCCUGGUUAGAGUUUGGUCAAGUCACUGGACACAUUCGGUAAAAACUAUCUUAUGUUCCAACCCAAGCAGUCACUGAAGCCCGGAUUCUCCUCUAGCAGAGCCUCAGUUCUGGAUAAUGGGGUAUGGUGUCAUAUCUUAAGAAGCCUUGUGCCCUGCCAAUAGGUGAAAGGAGAAGUUAUAACUCUGUGGGUGAGGGGAGGGGCCAGGAUGCAGUGGAGUGGUAUGGCAAUCACUGUUCUAAGAGUUCCAGGAAUCCAGGGAUGGUGGUGAGAGAUGUGAAGGGGAGUAAUGCACCUAUCGGCUGCAAGAGGGGAGCAGUUUCACUUGGAGCUCUUUUCUCCUUACUUAGAUCUGAGACUUUUCUGAAAUCUGAGAGCUGUACAGGAAACCAGGGGACAUCAGUCAGGCUUCAGACAGCGUGGUCCCAGGUGAGCAGGCUUCCUGACAGCUUUUCUUAGAUCAGCUCUCAGAGAAGUCAGUGUAGGACUCAGGCCUGACUUAGCUUCCCCUUUGCCAAGCAGUUGUGGCAGGUGUGUAUGUGUGUUUUAUGCACAUGAGAAUGUGUUUGGGGAAAAGUGGUUUGAACUAAGACGAGAUUAUCCAGACCCGGAGAUACCUUUGGUUAGAGAGAGGACAUGAUUUUCAGAAGAUCUAUUUAGUUGCCUGAGAGGGAAGCACCUACCAGUACAAUUUUCUAGAAGCUAGAACUACACAUAAUUUUGUACAGACACAGACUACCAACAGGCAGGCCUCCUGUGUCAGUAGUUCACACCUGUCUUUGGAGGCCUUGGGACUUAGAAGAAUUUGGAAGACACCUUGGGGAUACUAGGUUAGUAGAGCAUGAAUCUAGGAGGGACAAGAGGAAGACUGCAAAACCGAUGACAUCAGGCAGUUCAGACAAUUGUUAGGGAAACAGAGAAGGACUAAGUAAUACAGCAGAGGCUGUGGGGUGUGGAGCUGUGGAAUUCUUUGUAAUAUUUGCAGGGUGUUUAAAAUGCUUUCCAGCUCCCAGAAGAAACUAUGGGUAUUGGUUGGGCUUUUCUAGCUGUGUGGCCUCGGAUACCUUCUGAACGUCUGGCUUCAGUUUCCUUACCUGUAAAGUGAGGAUGGUAACAGGACCGACCUCAGAAGUGAAGAUGGAAAGAGAUGAUGCUUAUAAAAGCCUUCAACACAGUUUCUCGCAAUAUGAAGCUCCCAUAAACCUUAGCUAUUACAUAAAGACUAUUUAAGUGACUAGUGCAAAGAAACUAAAUGACUAUAAAUGGAGAGCAACAAAGUAGUGCACUUUAAAACAUACUAGCUUUUACUUUGAGAUUGUUAUUGCUAUCUAGAUUUCUCUGUUUAGUUUCAAUAUCUAUUGAUAAGUGUAGUUACAAAAGGGAGCUGGGCUGGAGCAAUGUGCAGCAGAUGCCUAAAUACAGCAGACUUCGAUUACACAGUGUGUGAAAAGGCCCCAUCUCUGGGCAUUUGACACAGGAGGGGAAAAGUCUCUGGAUACUGUAGCAUCUGCAGCCAUGGAGGAAAAGCCAUUCCUGGUUCAGUUACUAUCCAGGCCCUCUGUCAUGUAGUUGCACUAAAUGAAGAUUCCUUUGUAAUUAAAACCUUUCUGGGUAGCACUAAAUUUCCCACAAAUAUGUUAAAAGUAGUUCUACACCAAUCAAUUUUCUAAUAGUACUGAAAAUGACAAGCCUGCUACUCUCUAAUUUUUCAUAACUGUCACUAACAGACAUAUUUUGCCUCCUCUUUAAUAUUUAUAGGCCCUAUUCCUACUUGGAGUAUGUUCUGUUAAUCACUAUUUCAGGACUGUGUAACAAGAAAGAUGUGUAUAUUCUUAUUCUAAGAGAAGAGACUAUAAAAUGACAUAUACAUUCAAUUCCUUAAAGUUAUGUGUGCUUGUGGAGGAGUCUUGGAACAGAAUAAGCAAAAUUAAAAUGCUUAAUGUUUAGAUUGUGGGAUUCAGGGGGCUUUUCCUUCUAUUCUUUUAUAACUGGUUAUGCAAUAGGUAGGACUUAGGAAAAAAAUCAAAAUUCAAACUUAGUGCAUUCAGAUGCAGUUUGAGCAUCCGGGUCAGAGUCUACAAAGGGCAUUUAUCCCAGAAUCACUGUCAGAUCAUCUCUAAGAAAAACAGUUAAAUUAUAGGAAAAAAAGACAAUCAUUUUGAUUUCUGGAAAUUAUAUUUAUUGACUGUGUUUUCCAAUAGUGAUUAAGAAGAAAGCUUUUGGGUGAUAAGUAGGGUCCAGGCAAGUUGUACACACACCAGCUUUUUUCACAGCUAGCCUAUAGGUGACAGGAACCUCUUAAGAACCAUUUUACAGUAGCAGUUUAGAGCAGGAGAGGAGACCUUGGGAUCUCUGUGGUCCUGUUUGAUGGACAGGACAGGAAUUUGUCCAGCUCAUGACCCAUCAAAUAGGGGCAAGAACAUUGGGAAGGCUGAGUUAGUUUAUGCCUUGAAUUAUUUGUACUUGUCCUUGGUAGGUAGAGAGUUUAUUUAGAAAGACUUUGAUAGUGGUAGAUUUCAGAGACCCACUCCUGAUGGCUUUUUUAUUUUUUAUUUUUUGGGGUGGGGAGGUAAUUAGGUUUAUUUUAUUUACUUAUUUAAUUUUAAUGGAGGCACUUGGGAUUGAACCUAGGACCUCGUGCAUGCUAAGCAUGCACUCUGCCACUGAGCUAUACCCUCCCCCACCAGUUGGUGGCUUUUUAACAAUGACAAAAGAGAAUAAGUGCCCAUCUAAAACAAUGCCUUACAUGCAAUACAGGAAAUAUAACAUCUUUGACUGAGUGAGAGAAAACUCUUACAAACUAUACUGCCAAGAAAGAAAAUGUAAAAGACUGCUUCUUCAACACUUAACAGGAAUAAGGUUUUCCCAGACGUUCGAGGACUAAAGGAAUUAGUAUUAAAAAUAGGUUUUAGGCUUAUAGUCAGAACAGGAACAUUGGGUAAAUGGUGGCAAGAUGAAAGAAUACAGGCUAAUUGAGCAGGAGGAAGAGGAAUUUCCUUAGAAGAAAGCCCGAGUCCAUAAAAGCCAGGCCGGGAAGAUAUAAUAGGGAGUAGGAUAUUCCUAGAUAUAAUUGGCCCUGAAGAUAUGACUAAACGUCAUUAUUUGAAGGUGUGCCCCAGCAGAAGAAGGGAGAAUAAGGAAGACAUUGGGUCCAGAAAAGCAGGGUCCACUGUGGGGAAACAAUAAAGACUUAGAAUGAUGGCUGUGCAGUGGGGCUGGAAUCUUCUGUCCUCAUACCAGGGAAGGUUUGUGAAAGGUUUAGGAUCUCAUAAAGUCAAGUAGUGGCAAACAAAGACAGCUAGGAAUUUUUCAGAAAGCUGUAUGAUAAAGGAAAUACAAUCUUAGUAUACCAUUUGGCUCUGCAGUGAGCAGUGUUUUCACGGUGUAGGGAAAAGGUCUUUCCGGGUUGUUGGAAACACCAGAGGUAGAGAUGUUGUGGAGAGACAUCUAGGUGCUGACUCUCCUUCCCCUGGCACCCACCACCAUGAUCACUAUUGCCACCUAACUGAUUCUGGGUUUAUUUCAGCAACCAAAAGGACCCAGAAUUUAUCAACAUUCCUUUACAGAGAAGUGCAUACGUAUGUUUUUGUGUAGAUGCUUUUGGUUAGCUUACCUCGAGUAUAAAUGGCUCACAAAAGAUGAGCUUCUCCAAUAGUGAAGGACCCACUUCAGUAUUUUACCUGAGCAACAGCUGUCAGGGGUGCACAGGGACCAUGUAAAUCUCUGCAGAGAUAUGCAGCAUCUGCUUCUGCUUUCUGUGGUUACCUCAUUUCCAGUAAGAUUUUAUAAAACUUCGCUAAUUAAAUCUCACCUAGCUGUAUGUAAAUGUUGCAUUAAGUUUUCUCAGGGUUAUUUGUCAGUUUAUAGUAGUGAUAAUUUUGCAUGUUUGCAUUAGUUUCACGUUUCUUUUGUCUUUACUCUUUUUGUAUAAAUGUUCAGAUAAAAGGGCAUUAUACGUAUACAUGGUAGGAUUUUAAGUAUAUUGUUUAUAACAUUUUAAAGAAACUGAAUGAAGAUGGUUACAUAGCUAUGUGGUAAUUAAUGUAAGAAGUAAUCUUUUUGUGUUGUAAUUAGUCAAAUGUUGAAAACAAUUGUGUAUUUUCUUAAUGAAAUUUGUGUUCUAGCAUACUUUGUAAUUUCAGAGCUUGGAUAUGCAUAAAAUCUUUCCCAUGGAAAUUAAUGCUAUAAUAGUUUAAUUGACUCAUAAUAAAUUUGCCUUAAGUUUUUUUGUUUUUAAACACAUUGCCCUAAUACGGGGAAGAUGCUGUUGUUUAAAAGUCCUUGCAGAGUAGCCCGAUCCUCAAACCCUUUUCCUGAUUCCAUGUAGCCAAGAGACUGCCCCUCCCCAACCCAGGCAGAAGUCUGGAACUAACUGCAGUUUUUUUAACUGGUGAACCAUAGAUGUUCUUUUCUCAGGGACACAAUGCAAAG